Rhopalosiphum padi (bird cherry-oat aphid) is the source of this 1540-nucleotide messenger RNA. RefSeq lists its product as uncharacterized. NCBI's taxonomy places the organism in Eukaryota, Metazoa, Arthropoda, Insecta, Hemiptera, Aphididae. Bases 165 to 410 code for a protein of 81 amino acids. The record is from RefSeq and is a predicted model, not a curated record. The transcript has 3 exons.
UUAUCAUUAUUCUUUACACACAUGUUGAUUGUUCGGUUUGUUGGCUGUUAUUUUAUUUUUUUUCGUUUAAUUCUUAUAUUUUUAAAGAGAUUAACAAGUCUUUUUAAGUCUUUCAUUAUCAUUUUUUACUAUAAUUUUUAUAUUCGUUGAUAUUGUCAAGCAACAUGGGUCGAAAAUGUGUUGUAUGUAAAAUUCCUGAAAGUGUUAAUUCUGGUGUUUCAUUUCACUCAUUUCCUAAAGAACAAGAUCUUAAACAAUGUUGGAUGAAUGAAAGCCAAAUUAAAUUGUGCCUUCCUUCAUAUAGAGUUUGUUCUAACCAUUUUUCACCACAAUAUAUUUUAACAAAUGGCUUGUUGAAGAAAAAUGCAAUACCAAGUGUUAAAUUAUCACCUUUUGCUGUAACUAAUUAAAUUGAUGAGCAUUCAAUUCCUGCUUCUAAUAUCCAAAGUUCUCAAACUGCAUUCGAAUCUGAUAGUCCAGCUUCUAGUACAUUAAAAGGGUUAAAUAAAAGAUAUCCAGUAAUUUACUCUCAUUAGCAUGAUUAAUGAAGUAAAACAAUUGUAUUAUAACUACCUUAAUAAUUUUGUUCAGAACACCUGCUCGAAAAAAAUUAUUUGAGAAUGAAAGUUCACCACUGAAACGUAGCCCUAUUUUGUCUUCUCCUCCAAGCUUAGCAAAAAAACGUAAAUUUAUUAAUGCUCACAAUAUUGGUAAUUUAAAUGUUGAUCAUUAUUGCUCUCCCAAAAGAGCAGAAAGACAUUUAAAAAUGGUCAAGCAAAAAUUUCUGAAAAAACAAAUUGAAUCAAAUUAAUUGAAAAGACAAGUUAAUAGUCUAAAAAUUAAAUUAAAUUCAUAUGAAGAAUUAAUUAAAUCAUUAAAGAAUAAUCAACUGUUAUCUGAAAAUGCAGCUAAUCAACUUCAGGUCAGUAGUCUAUAAUUCUCUUAAACAUUUCCUAAAUUUUUUUUUAAGCUUAUUCAAUAUUAUUAAAAUAGGAACUUUAAUAUAUUUAAAUAAUAAUUGUGAAUUAUGGUAAUUUUUAAAUCUUAUUACUAUAUUACUACUUGUAUUAAUAUUAUAUUUUUAUGUUUUAACGAACCUAAUGACCACUAAACAUUUAGUUAACUAAUUGUAAAGUUAUGGUACCGCCGUACCGGCAUAGAUGUGGUAAGUUAUUUUAUUUGUUUACCUCUAAUAACAUUUUUUUAUGAAUUUGUUGUUUUAUAUGUUGUUAAUAGAUUUCUGUUUCAGAUGUUCUAUGGGAUAUUAUUAAAAUAGGAACUUUAAUAUAUUUAAAUAAUAAUUGUGUAUUAUGGUUAUUUUUAAAUCUAAUUACUAUAUUACUACUUGUAUUAAUAUGAUAUUUUUAUGUUUUAACGAACUUAAUGACCACUAAACAGUUUAUUUGUUUACCUCUAAUACCUUAUUUUUUGGAGGGUUCAAAUCUCUUCCGAAAUGCUUUCAAAAAAUAUUUAUUUUUUGACAUAGCUAUGUAAAAUACUAUUCGAAUUUGUAUUAUUAAUUAUAUUGUGUAACUACUAA